UUGAAUGAAUGAAUACAUAUUAACGUUGUUAUAUUGGUAUCCUUUGAGAUAUACCGUUAGAUAACUUUAUUUUAACUUAUCUACUCGGGUGAUUUGGCUUAUUUGUCAGUUAUUAGUUAAAGUAUCUAUACCGCUGUUUCACAUUUUUGUUCAAGUUUCUAAGAUUUUUGUUUUUAGCGAGCCGGCUAAGCUGGCUGAUCAUUUAUGCUAGCUGAGUGUUAGCAUGCUAACAUUUCUGUCUCGGAUGGAAAUGGAAGAAGAUUCAUUAGAUCCACAAGAUGUUGAAAGGGCCAAAAGCUUCUGGGUUGAGGAGGAUGUGGAUCAGGUGUUUACUGGGGUUUUUGAGUACCUGAAUCACCUGAAGAGAGUCCUGAAGAAGAACACAGCAACAGACAAAGAGCUGGUUCAGGGGUUGAAGCUGGUGGAGUCCCUGGACUUGUCUCGUCCGGUCUCUAGUCCAGACUUGUCUGUGGUCCAGGUGGUCAUUGGCUCAGCUGAACUGCUGCCACCUGGCUUCACCCACCACAGUCCUACUACCUCCCCCCUCCCUUCCUUUAAUGGAUUGUGCAGCCCUGCAGCGCCCUCUGCAGACAGAGAGGAGCUGCUGUCUCCUCUGGCCCCCGUCCAGCUGCAGUAUCAGUUCCACUCCUGCUGCAAGGCCUGCCUGCCCAUUUUACCCAGCAUGUCUGAGUCCAGGCCUCCAUUCUGGGGUCAGAACCCUCUUAAGGUGCCGCUGCUCUGUGGCUUUAAGAGGCUGACCGCCAUGCCCGCGAUGUCAUCCUUAGGGGGUAGAGCCUGUGAUCUCAAGGUGAUGGCACCUGCGAUCUCUGAGGAGGCGCAGGACGACGGUGUUGAGGACCCAGAUGUAGUUUACAAAGCACCAUGUGGACAGAGCCUCCGCAACCAUGAUGAUGUGAUGUGCUUCUUGUUGGCUACAGAGAGCUACGACAUCCUGCAGGUGGAUUUCUUCACCUUUAACCCCUGUGUUCGACUGGAUCCUCCUGCAAUGGCAGGCCUUCAACGGACGGAGCUGGACCUGAGCUGGGGCAUGGAGCCCACACCAGUAGAGCUGUGUGCGGGGGAUGGCAGCGCUCGGCCUGCAGACUUCCGCUACAGGAAGGACCGUUGGCCCCAUGGCUGCUUCCUGAGCAGCAGUCCGAUGCUGUUCAAGGCCUGUUGUGACUGCACCGACGGCUGUACCAGCGCCAAGCUCUGUGCCUGCAUCGCAAUGACCAGAGGAGGACGCCACUACACUCAUCACAGGCUGAGCAAGCCUGUACCGUCAGGGCUAUAUGAGUGUGGUCCGUGGUGCAACUGUGAUCGGGCUCGCUGUCAGAACCGCCUGGUGCAGAGUGGGAUUAGAGUACGGCUUGAGGUUUGCCAGACUGAAGGCUGUGGCUGGGGCGUUCGUUGCCGUGACGACCUGGACCGCGGCACAUUCAUCUGCAUAUACGCAGGUGUCGUCCUGCAACGGGUCCAGAGCCCCAACAAGGUUCCACCCCCGAAGCUGAUGAGGGCCAACCUCCCCUCAGAUGAUGAAGUGGAGGUCAUCACCGAGUGGCUGGCCCCACCAGUGCUGGAGGGGCGGACUAACCUGCUGGAAACGCCCCCGCCUGUGUCCCCGUCCACCUCACCCUCCCAGUACGUCCCAGUGAUCCAGAGACCCACCGACACCAACACCGCAACCAGAUCAACUCAGGACAGAGACAAGGGAGCGUUGGUGGGAGGUCUCGAGCCAGCACCUCUGUCAGCAGGUGACCAAUUGCAAGCUCAGGAGAAGAAUGUUGCCAUGACAACAGCCAGUCCCGAGCAGGCAGCAAACCACACACAGGCAGAGACAAACAAACAGAAGUGUCUGAAGAGAGCAGCCAAGGAGGAGAACGUUUACAUUCUGGACGCCAGCAAAGAGGGAAACGUGAGCCGCUUCUUCAAUCACAGCUGCCGGCCGAACCUGUUCAUCCAGAAUGUCUUCACUGACUCCCAUGACCCAGAAUUCCCCGUCAUUGCCUUCUUCACUAGCAGGGUUGUGAAGGCUGGCACGGAGCUGACCUGGGAUUACUCUGCCAGGACGCUAACUGCAUCACUACAAGAAGUGCCCUGUUUUUGUUGCAGCGACAGUUGUCAGGGUCAGUUUACCAUUGAGGAAAACCUUUGUGAUGUCUGCGAGGUCGAAGGUCAAGAAGUGAUUCAGGCCCAGUAAUCCCAUCACAAGGUUCAGACGGUCCAGCUGACAACACAAAAAUGUAUAUUUAUAUACUGUUCUGUUGUAAUCAAAUGGUUUCAUACCUCAGCAUCUGUACAAGGAUGCCCUUUUUAAAAAUAAAAUGACUCAAUUAAAACAUG
Messenger RNA from Monopterus albus (swamp eel), 2343 nucleotides. It is a transcript of the gene setdb2, whose product is annotated as SET domain bifurcated histone lysine methyltransferase 2. The transcript has 12 exons. NCBI's taxonomy places the organism in Eukaryota, Metazoa, Chordata, Actinopteri, Synbranchiformes, Synbranchidae. Gene Ontology annotation, cellular component: nucleus. Bases 224 to 2200 code for a protein of 658 amino acids. The record is from RefSeq and is a predicted model, not a curated record. Gene Ontology annotation, molecular function: zinc ion binding; histone H3K9 methyltransferase activity; DNA binding. Gene Ontology annotation, biological process: negative regulation of gene expression; heterochromatin organization.